CCUCCAUCUCCUUGACAGCGGACAACCUCCCCUCCUCCACACUUGGAUCCGUCAUGUUCACACUCUCCCCGACAUCCUAGAGCAACUCGUCCCUCCGAUCUUUUACUGCUCGUCAGGCCUCAUCUCUACUUGUCCUUAUUGCUCGGGCCGGGGUUUCUCGACUUCUCGGACCCUGCCGUCCGUCCGACUUGCGCCGAGGCUAUUCAUCGCUGCAUAUUGUCACCGUCCGCAUCUCCUUUGCUCCUUGACAUCGCGCAUACCCGGCCCAGCAGCGACCAGCGCGCCGGUCGCCCACAAGACAGCGACAGCGACAUCGACAGACGACCAUGGCGGAGGCGUCCUGCAGCGGGCCCUCACCCUUCAAGCGGCUCGUCGACCACCAGUCGCGCGACGUCAGCCACCACCAGGACCGCCUCGUCGAUCGCGCCGGCGGCGUCAACGGCCAUGCUUCCUUUCGAUCUGCCCCUCAACACCACCACCACCCGGCGCAGCAAGGCCAUCACGACUCGUUCGGCGCAUUCCUCAACGGCCAAGGGCCCUCCGCCGGCGUUAUCCCCGGCAUGCCUCACUCGCCCGCCGGCCGCCUCAACGCCCACGCUGCCGCCCUGCAGCAGCCCGGGUUGCCGCCGCUCAUCAACAUGCAACAUGACUUUGCGCAGCAGCAGUCACGCGCGUCCCCCGACCUGACGAGCUGGGCGUCCGACUUUUCUCGCUUCACGGCCGCUGGCAACAACCACCAUCAGCAAGCACCGCAGAUGCGCGCCGCCGCCGCCGCUGCCGCGCCGAUGCAGAUGCACGUGGCCCAGCCCAACUUCCAGGGCGCCUUUGGACAGGCCUUUUCGCCCAUGUUCAGCCAACAGCAAGGGGGGCCUGCUGCGUUUAUGCAGCAGCAGCAGCAGCCUGGUGCGGCGCCAGCGGCAUCCGACUUUGACCAGGAGAUGGCGCGGUGGAUGGCCAGCAACGGCGGCGGGAACAUGACCGACGUGGACGCCGCGAUGGAGCAAAUGGCGCGCGAGCUGGAGCUCAACGAGGCGGCCCUCCCCCAGACGUCAGAGGCUGAGGCCGGUGAGGAGGCUGUCGCGACGAGUCAGCAGACGUUCUCAACGAGCAUGUCCGACCUCGAGACCCCAGAGCUGGGCAACCUCUCCCUCCACGACACCACCACCACCACCAUUAAUAACAACGCCGCCGAGACCAUCGCUCCCAUGACGGCGCAAGACAUGAUUCUAGACCACGAUCAGCAACAACAACAGCAAGAACAACAACCCGCAGACGCAGAGGCAGACGCAAACAACGCUGCCGCCAAGGGCAAGUCGGCCGUCUCCGAGGCCGCCGAGCGACUCCUCGAGUCCGUCCAGCACGAGGCCGGUGAGAAGUGGCAAAACUCCGUCUUCCUCUCCCUCAUGCGCGACUUUCGCGACGGGCGCAAGGACAUUGUCGACAACGAGAUUCGCCAGACCGAGGAAGGCGGGGGCGAGGGCGAGGAGGCCGGGGGCGCCGCCCACCAGGCGCAACAGCAGCAGCAGCAGAGCCUGACCUGACUCGGCAGCGACAGUAGCGGCGGCGGCGGCUGCGGCGGCGAUAAUGCGACAACUCAUUAGCAAGCGCGAGCGCAGUCUCAACCACUGCAACACCACCAGCACAACUCCUGCUCCCCCUACUCCUGGUCCUCCUCCUCGGCCGCGACCGGGCCCAUCGCCGGACAACCGCGCGUCGCACCCCCGUCGCAACACGCCCACAAAGCCGACCACUACCACCACCACCACUACAACCAUGACGACGAUCACCGCCCAGGAGCACGCGCCGUCGCCGUGCAGCCGUUUAGGUCGUGCGCGAGGCACCUCAGCGAGACAGCCCUGUACUGAAAAUAACACCCAAAAAAAGAAGAGUAACGCGACGCGACUUGUGGAAAGCUGGUCAUGUCCCUCUUCCCCCAUGACGUGCGCAAAACGUAACCUUCAUACGUACGUACGUAUAGUAUACGUACGUAUGUGUGUGUGUGUCAGGCGGGUUGAGAAGCGGCUGCUGCUAGCACAAAAGCACCUACACCGUACGAAGUAGGUAUAUACUGUAUAUAUAUCUCAUGGGUUCCGUGCCCCCGGCGGGAGCCCAUGCGGUGAAACGCUGGUGGGUGGCCUGACGCUUCGGCUUGGACUUACAUACACGCGUCACGAACACUUAGACACAUAGGGGCGUUGUUGGAAAGGAAGGACGUUUUGAAAACACUGUCGUUGGCUACGUGGUUACAAACAAGGGCAAGUAACUAGGGAGCCAUAUCGCAUCCCGCCCUCACGAUUGCGCCCUGUGCCGAGGCCCAAAGUAGUGACACAAAUAUAUUCUUUUUUCACUGUGCCCACGGUCAAGCCUAGAUACCUACUACUCGGGCCUCAACCCUCCCCGCAUCCCAUCUGUACCAACGGCCCAAACUCGAAAUAGAUGUGUCACAUUCGUGCCCCGCGACUUCUUGCCUUCAAAGGCCACCAGCACGAGGGCGAGUUUUUUUUU
Messenger RNA from Purpureocillium takamizusanense, 2505 nucleotides. RefSeq lists its product as uncharacterized. The record is from RefSeq and is a predicted model, not a curated record. Bases 327 to 1541 code for a protein of 404 amino acids. The transcript is spliced from 2 exons. NCBI's taxonomy places the organism in Eukaryota, Fungi, Ascomycota, Sordariomycetes, Hypocreales, Ophiocordycipitaceae.